Staurois parvus is the source of this 567-nucleotide messenger RNA. NCBI's taxonomy places the organism in Eukaryota, Metazoa, Chordata, Amphibia, Anura, Ranidae. The record is from the annotation of a GenBank genome assembly.
AUGUCUCCAAUCGUUGCUGUCUACAUCCAUCCCAUCUACCAUGGGGCCGGUACCAGCGGAGACAUCGCCCUUCUCAAACUGCAGUACUCCAUACAGUACACAGACUACAUCAUGCCAAUCUGCAUCCCUGAAGAGACCGUGCAUUUCCCCAGCGGCAUGUACUGCUUCGUCACUGGCUGGGGCUCCAUUAGACAAGGAGUGAGCCUGUCGUCUCCCCGAACCCUUCAGCAGGUCGAAAUUCCAAUUAUAGAACAAGCGGAUUGUGACUCCAUGUACCACAUAAAUAACCCCACACUGAAUCCCAAUUCCACCAUCAUCCAAUGGGACAUGAUCUGUGCAGGAUACAAGGAUGGGCAGAAGGAUGCAUGUCAGGGUGAUUCUGGCGGCCCCCCUUGCUUGCAGAUGGGACGGCUCAUGGCUUCUCGCCGGCAUUGUCAGCUGGGGAUUCGGCUGUGCCCUUGCCAACCGCCCAGGUGUCUACACCAGAGUGGCAGCGUACUCCGCUUGGAUCAAACAAUACGUCCCAGGGUUCCAGUUGACUCCUGCUGUGAUCACUCCACCAUUUAA